AUGGUAAAGCUUGCGGAGUAUCCUCGUACCGCGACUUUUGCGUGGUCUUAUGACCGGUCGCCUUUGUUGGCAACCGGCACAGCGUCGGGCACCAUUGACGCGGAUUUCUCCAGCGAAUCGACUUUGGAGAUUUGGUCCCUGCUGUCGCCACACGAGGCGACCCCCCAAGCGUCAAUUACCGCGGACGCCAAGUUUAACGAUCUGGACUGGUCGCAUGAUAACGCAAUCAUAGCAGGUGCGCUUGAGAAUGGUGUUGUCGAGUUUUUUGCGCCCGAGGAACCACGGUCAGUUGCCAAGCUCGCGCAGCACACUACGCCCGUGAAAACAGUGACGUUCAACGCCAGGCAGCACAAUGUGCUGUGUUCUGGUGGCAGCAAGGGCGAAAUUUACAUUUGGGAUGCCAACAAGAUCGAGACGCCUGGCUACGCACCCUUUGUGCCAGGCACUGCCAUGACCCCUAUGGACGAGAUUUACUCUCUCGCGUGGAACCAAAACCAGGCACAUGUGUUUGCGUCCGCAGGAUCAUCAGGAUAUGCCUCUAUCUGGGACUUGAAAGCGAAAAAGGAAGUUAUUCACCUAAGCUACGCUUCUCCGGUUACAGGUCAGAGAAACCAACUCUCGAUUGUCGAGUGGCACCCAAAUAACUCGACAAGAAUCGCCACUGCUAGCGGUAAUGACAGUGAUCCUUCAAUUCUGAUCUGGGAUCUUAGAAAUGCCAACGUUCCUAUGCAAGUCCUGUCGCAACCUCAUACCAAAGGAGUUUUGUCGCUCGACUGGUGCAAGCAGGACGAAACCCUUCUUUUGUCGAGCGGGCGUGAUAACGUUUGUGUCUUGUGGAACCCAGAAGAAGGACAAAGCCUGACCCAGUACCCCACCCGCGGAAACUGGUGUUUCAAGACCAAGUUCGCCCCCCAGACUCCUGACCUCUUUGCAUCCGCGUCCUUUGAUAACAAAAUUGAAGUGCAGACGCUUCAGAAUGUUACAUGCAGUUUGGACACAGACGCAACUGCCACAAAGCAGCGGGAGUCGGAAACGGAGUUCUGGAACAACGUGUCGGUUCAGGAUGCCAACGAGAAGCCAAUCGUCAAGAAGCUGCAAGCGCCAGCGUGGUACGGAAACAAAUCACAAGCCGCUCAAUGGGCAUUUGGUGGCAAGCUUGUUCAGAUCACAAGCGACAAGAAGGGCGUCAAGAUAAGCAAACCGGCUAUUCCCGGUGCCGAGAAAAAUGUUCUGUUGGACAAGGCGUUGGAGACCAAAGACUUUAACCCAAUUAUCAACAAGAGACUUGUUCAGAGUAUUGAUGCCACCAAUGAAGAAGACUGGAACUUGUUGGAGAAGCUAUCUCUCGAUGGAAAGGACGCUUUCUUGAGCGAGGCUCUAGCGUUCGACGAUGAGGAUACUGAUGAGACUAAGGAGAAAGAUGUGAAAGAUGAUGGGGGUGACUUUUUCAGCAGCCUAAAUGAAAAGUUCGUUCCAGAAGGCUCUUUCCGUCUUGAUGCCUCCGAUAAACUGAACGAUCUCUUUAAAAGCCUUGUGAGGGGCGACAAGAAGAGUGCUAUUUCUAGUGCCUUGGAACAGGAUCUUCUACUUGAAUCUCUUUUGAUUGCUUUAGAUUCUGAUGAUCAAACUCUCAAGCAAAAGGUCAAAAACGCCUAUUUCACCAAACAUGGUAAAACAUCGUCCCUCGCGAGGGUUUUACACUGUGUAUCUGAAGGGGAUGCAGACGAUCUUGUCAAAAACAUUGAAGUUGACCAAUGGAAGUACGCUGUCAAGGCCAUCGAUUCAUACACCUCAGACCUCUCGAAGAAGAACGAGCUUUUCAUUGCCUUGGGCGAUAGACUUUCCGACGCUGGCAACAGGCAAGAUGCAUUGCUUCUAUACCUAAGUGCGCAAUCUCUUGACAAGGUUGCCAGUAUAUGGCUAAAGGAAUUUGUGGGUUUGGAAAGCAAGCUCGAGUCAAAGAAAGAAACUGUGUACGAGGCUCACUUGGAAUGUCUGACCGAGUUUGUUGAAAGGUUCACCGUCUUCAUUAGUUUGAUCAGCGACGAUCAGCAUCAAAGCCUUGCUAAUGAAGAACUUAUCGCCAAGUUCUUGGAAUUUGUUAAUCUAACCUCUUCAAACGGAGACUUUGACUUGGCUCUCAAAUUCCUCGAAAUACUUCCAGGUGAUAACGAAGAUGUCGUUACAGAAAAACAGCGUGUCUUGAUCGCUUCGAACAAGCUUCCUUCCGCUGCCACAAAGUCUCAAAAGCCUAGAUAUGCUGGCGGCAAUGUUCUGAGUGGUACUUCUGUUGCCGGCUUAGGUUUGACUAAUGAUCGCACCCCAGGUGGUGUAAAGAUGCCGCCAGCUCAGCCAAUGCAGACAGUUAACCCUUCCGCGCCUUUUGCUCCUAGCACUCCAUUUAACCAGCAAACGCCUUUGAGGUCACGCGCUGCCUCCUUUGCAGCCCCAGCGCCCGAGUUGUUGAAGUCAAACCCAUACGCGCCUGCCUCUACUCAGGCCACGACAGGCAGCAAGUACGCUCCGCCACCUAUCACAUCUCCUAGCAGUGCCCCACGCGGCUCUAGUGUGGCCUCUUCAGUUCCAAUCACACACAAGAAUGCUGGCACUUAUGCCCCAGCCGUAGCACAACCCUCUGUGGCAGGAGCUGUUCCACCUAACCCUUACGCUCCUAGCGCCGGUGCAUAUGGAAACUUCAGUGGCCAACCUGCUUAUUCACAGCCGCUCAAGCCAGUGGCCAAUGUAAUUGGCGCCUCAGCUCCGGGGGCGAACAGCAUGUCCCCUCCUCUGGCACCUCCUGCCUCUAAUGCUGCAUCUGGCCAAACUCCACACUUGAACAAGAACGCAAACGAUGGUUGGAACGACUUACCUUUGAACGUCAAGGAGAAACCAACUCGUGCCAAGGCAGUUUCUGUCGCCCCUGUGAGUGUGGCUCCCUCAUCUGCUGCGCCUGGUCCUCAGGUGAAUUUUGGCUCUAUUCCACCACCUCCUCUUUCCCGUGUGACAUCUUCAGCGAACCUGCAGACUCCAGUUCCUCAGCGUGUUCCAUCCAAGACAUAUACCCCUCCAAACGGGAGCGCUUCUCCAGCAUCUGUUAACCCAUAUGCACCACCACUAGCCUCUGCGGCUCCCGCUCCCGUAGUGCCAAGCAAUCCUUAUGCUCCCUCUGCAGUCUCUACAGGCCAGCCAGUCCCAGGCAACCCCUACGCUCCAGCGGCAGCCAUGCCCUCAAACCCAUACGCCUCACCACCACCAAAUGGUGCACCACAGCCACAUUUAGGCAAAUCCUAUGGUCCUGGAAGCGGACUUAAUGGGCUGAGUGCUCCUCCUGCAUCUCAAAAAGCACCAAUUGGCCCACCUCCAAAACACAUGAAGAGAAGAACUCAUGCUUCCAACGACAUUGACUCUGCUAACGCUAUCUUGGAGUCUGUUCAAAAAAGGUCAGAGGCUCCGACUCCACAAGUUGGCGGCGCUCCUCCUACGAGCAUCCCAAAGAACCAGCCAUUGUCUGAAGUGACCUCAUCCGGGACCACUCCAGCGCCGCUAGCAGCAGAGCAGGGAUCUUCGUCUGGAAUUCCGGUCGAGCAGCAACCCAUUGUUGACUUUCUAUCCUCCGAGCUCGGCCGCGUUACCCCAUUAAUUCCUCAAGAGUACACCAAGCAGCUUAAAGAUUGUAACAAGAGGCUACGUAUUCUCUUUGGUCACCUAGAAAGACAAGAUCUGCUGACACAGCCUACAGUUGACAAGCUACAUUCCAUUGUUGCACUAAUGAAAGAACGGCGCUAUGCUGACGCUAUGCAAGUUCACGUUGACAUCGCCACCAACCACGCUCAAGAAGCCGGGAACUGGUUAACUGGUGUGAAGAGGCUGAUCGGUAUUGCCGAAGUUACUUCCAGCUGA
Messenger RNA from Lachancea thermotolerans CBS 6340, 3900 nucleotides. RefSeq names its product Sec31p (gene SEC31). The record is from RefSeq and is a predicted model, not a curated record. Gene Ontology annotation, biological process: endoplasmic reticulum to Golgi vesicle-mediated transport; endoplasmic reticulum organization; COPII-coated vesicle cargo loading. Gene Ontology annotation, cellular component: COPII vesicle coat; endoplasmic reticulum exit site. The transcript has a single exon. Lineage: Eukaryota; Fungi; Ascomycota; Saccharomycetes; Saccharomycetales; Saccharomycetaceae. Gene Ontology annotation, molecular function: protein binding; structural molecule activity. The coding region runs from base 1 to 3900 and encodes 1299 amino acids.